UUUUUGUAUUUUGGAUAAAAUAUUGAGAUGAGUUCUGUUGCAGAGAUUCAAGUAAAGACAGACUAUUUGAUUAAACCUGAAAAUCUAUCGGGCAAUGCCGAUACUUCUACUUGGCCUCUUUUAUUGAAAAAUUACGAUAAAUUGGUAAUACGGACAGGCCAUUAUACACCUAUUCCUCAUGGUUCAUCGCCCUUAAAAAGGGAUCUUAAGACGUAUAUAAGUUCUGGAGUCAUUAACCUUGAUAAACCGGCAAAUCCGUCGUCUCAUGAAGUAGUUGCAUGGAUUAAAAGGAUUUUGCGCUGUGAGAAGACAGGCCAUUCUGGAACUUUGGAUCCUAAAGUAACAGGAUGCUUGGUUGUCUGUAUUGAUAGAGCGACAAGAUUGGUUAAAUCUCAACAAGGUGCAGGAAAAGAAUAUGUAUGUGUAAUUCGAUUUCAUGAUGCUUUGUCUUCGGAAAAAAAGUUUGCACAGUCUCUUGAAACUUUGACAGGUGCUUUAUUUCAACGUCCUCCUCUUAUUUCUGCUGUUAAACGUCAGCUUCGAAUCCGUACAAUUCAUGAAUCUAAGCUUCUUGAAUUUGAUAAUGAUCGUCAUUUGGGUGUAUUUCGUGUGAGUUGUGAGGCAGGGACAUAUAUUAGAACAUUAUGUGUUCAUUUAGGUCUUAUAUUAGGUGUGGGAGCUCAUAUGCAAGAGCUUCGUCGUAUACGAAGUGGAUGUCUUAGUGAAAUGGAUGGUAUGGUUACGAUGCAUGAUAUUCUCGAUGCACAAUGGGAAUAUGACAAUACAAGAGAUGAAUCAUAUUUAAGGCGUGUUAUUCGUCCUUUAGAAUCUCUUCUUGUGUCUUAUAAAAGAAUUGUUGUUAAGGAUAGUGCGGUUAAUGCCAUUUGUUAUGGCGCUAAAUUAAUGAUUCCUGGUUUACUUCGUUAUGAGUCAGGCAUUGAACUUAAUGAAGAGGUUGUACUUAUGACGACAAAAGGUGAAGCUAUUGCUUUAGGCAUUGCCCAAAUGUCAAUGGUAGAGUUGUCGACGUGUGAUCAUGGAGUUGUGGCCAAAAUUAAACGAUGUAUCAUGGAAAGAGAUACGUAUCCUCGAAGAUGGGGUUUAGGUCCUCAAAGUAUGAAGAAAAGAAUUUUGAAAAAAGAAGGGAAACUUGAUAAGUAUGGAAGAAUUAAUGAUGCAACACCUGAGGAAUGGAAAUCUACAUAUGUAGAUUAUAAUUUACCAUCUGAACAAUUAUCUACUCAGGUUAAAAAAGUUGCCGAGGCCGAAUCAAUACAAGACAAAACAACUUCUAUAAAGACAGAUAUUUUGGUAAAAGAGAAAAGAAAAAAGGACAGAAUGGAUGAAUCGAAAGCUUCUGAUAAUUCAGAAAAAAAAAGAAAAAUAGAGAAAAAGAAAAAAGAUAAAUCAAAAAUAUAACAGUUAUUUUACAGUAGGGUUAUAUUAUAUAUCAUUUUUAUAAUGUUGAUAUGUGC
This is a messenger RNA of Pneumocystis murina B123, 1475 nucleotides long. RefSeq names its product centromere/microtubule-binding protein CBF5. Lineage: Eukaryota; Fungi; Ascomycota; Pneumocystomycetes; Pneumocystales; Pneumocystaceae. Gene Ontology annotation, biological process: box H/ACA sno(s)RNA 3'-end processing; snRNA pseudouridine synthesis; mRNA pseudouridine synthesis. Bases 28 to 1419 code for a protein of 463 amino acids. Gene Ontology annotation, molecular function: pseudouridine synthase activity; RNA binding. The record is from RefSeq and is a predicted model, not a curated record. The transcript has 10 exons. Gene Ontology annotation, cellular component: box H/ACA snoRNP complex.